AUGCAGGUUGACCCUGCUCAGAUUGACAUGCCUCAGGCUGUCCAUGAUGGCGCGCAACAACCGCGCAAUAGAACUUCUGGGCGAGCUACGGCCACCAGAGACUGGAAACGGGCUAGAACCCAAGAUAUACUGUCUGACUCAGACGAGGAGGGGGAUGAGGGGUCAGACGUCCCGUACUCAGACCCAUACGAGGACGAGCUCUCAGAGGGUGAAAGCCUCCAGGGGAAGCAGUUCCCCUUAGCGCCUACUCGUACCGCUACACAUUCAGGGGCACCCGAGGCGGCAACAAGCCACGACCCUAAAGAGGUUCUGCUAUUUGACCCUGACAACUUAAGACACCCACGCUCGGCGGAGUGGGAACCCUCCGAACACAUUGCCCGAUACCUGGCCCUCAGAGUACGUAAGUCCCUUUCUCAGGAGGGCCGUAAUAAGCUGAGAGCUGA
Molecule: messenger RNA, 443 nt
Organism: Pelobates cultripes (western spadefoot toad)
Lineage: Eukaryota; Metazoa; Chordata; Amphibia; Anura; Pelobatidae
Source: the annotation of a GenBank genome assembly